AUGAGCUCUGCGCCCAAGGUUCGUGUGAUCGUGCGUCUCCCGUAUAACCGCCCGGAAGACGCGCCCCCCGAUCCGCCCAAGAUAGAAUGGACUACAGAGAAGGAGAAUAUCCUUUGGGAGGUGAUAGCAAGGUCGCGUGCCGCAGACAGCGGCGGUACAGACUGGAAAGGAUUGGCCGCGCAUCUGCGGGUCCCCCUGCCGUAUCUGCUAUAUAGGGCACAGACGAGAUACGAGCAGGACCUGCGCGGGUUGCAGGAUAUCAAGGGGGCUUUGAGCCCAACCUCUGCUUGUCAGGGACCAAGCAAGAACACCGAAUACUUCCCGGAUAUUGUUGACAAGCCGUCUUUAGACCGCCGAGCCUCUAGUCGGGUGGGUGGCGGCAGGUUGUCAUCGUCGACGAGACUGUCCACGCCGAUUGGUGGACGUGCCCGUCUCAGCUCCCUGCCUUCGCGCGUAUACAAGACUUCCUCAUCGUCCACACUUACUCUGCGCGGGCCGAAGCGCAGCAACGCGCCUCUGAGCCCUCCCUCGCCUUCAGGUUCGUCUGAAGAUGAGGAAGACUCGGAGGAAGAAGCCGCCAGAGCCGAGAAGGCAGAGAGGGAAGCAGAGGAGCAGGAAGCGUUGGAACGCAAAUUACAGGACCUGCAGAGGAUGAUAACGAACGAUACUAUUGGCCUCAUCCGAUCACCCGUGUCUCCCAGUCGAGACAAGGGAAAGGAAGUGAAUCGCGGACGGAUAGGCCCCCUAUCUCCGAGGCUACACCCCGCUGAUUCUUCUUCCAGAGCGCCUCCUAGUGAUAGGAGCCAAAGUCUAUCAAGCGCGGGUUCUCCUCAAGGGUCAAUACCGUCGAUUCCGUCACCACCUCCAGAGUCUCGCCGUGGCUCACCGAUGGCUCGGCACAUGUCUCCCAGCAAGUCUACGAGUCCUCCCACCGUGUCGCACGGCAACGCGCGCGGGCAUCCUCACAUGCGGUACGCGACUAUGCCCGUGGUGGCGAAGAGGACGCCUAGUGAGAGGAGCAGCAAUCAUGGCUCGUCUGCGUCGAGUUUUAGCGAUCUAAGUGACGCGAGUCUUUCUGCUUCAGCCCUAGAGAGUGCCCUCAUGUCUAAUAUAAAGGGCGGUGGCUCGAAAUUCUCGUCCUUUGCGCGAAGCCACCUCUCUGGUCGGAAAGGGAUGCCACACUAAGCAGCUUGGAUGCGCUUCGAAACAGCUUCCAAGCCCUGAAUGCGCCGUAAUCCACGACGCGUACGCUUUUCUGAUUCAAAUGCGACACGAUUCUCAGUCGAUCUUCGAAUACCUGCACCAUUUCCUGUAUGUACACUGUGUUUUGUAUAGACGUAUUUCUUUGAAUGCCGAGCUCUUGUAGGUAUUGGCUGAUUAUUCCAACCGGAGAUCUAGACUCUUGUUCACCGACAAGA
Gloeophyllum trabeum ATCC 11539 is the source of this 1418-nucleotide messenger RNA. RefSeq lists its product as uncharacterized. Gene Ontology annotation, cellular component: phagophore assembly site. Gene Ontology annotation, biological process: autophagosome assembly. Bases 1 to 1185 code for a protein of 394 amino acids. Lineage: Eukaryota; Fungi; Basidiomycota; Agaricomycetes; Gloeophyllales; Gloeophyllaceae. The record is from RefSeq and is a predicted model, not a curated record. The transcript is spliced from 5 exons.